CAAGAUGGCGGCGGAAAGUGAGAGAGUGGACAGGAGUAGUCACAGCAUGGAUAAAAGCAUAACUCUUCCACCCGAUGAGAUCUUCAGGAAUUUGGAAAAUGCAAAGAGGUUCGCAAUAGACAUAGGUAUACGCUAAGUUAUAUAUUCGUAUCGCUACUUGAAUGUAUUCACUUGGCUUCUUACUUUGACAACACUGCAGCCACGCACGAGAGGCUAGCAAGCAACGACGUGUUGUCUGGCUGGCUUGUUAGCUUAUUUAAGUAGUUAGCGACCGGUAGCUGGGAAGUUACCGUCGCGCCACUGACUUGCCACAUAAAUGUUAGCUGGCUAAUUAGCGUUUGUUUAUGUGCUAGAUAGCUGCAGGUUUCUCAAAUGGCAAGCUAGCUAAGCCAGCUAAUUUGACCGCUGAGUUGUCGAUAGUCGACUGACGCAAUUAUCUAUCUCACGUGAGCACAAACCUUUUUUUCUCCCACACAGGUGGAUCUCUGACGAAACUCGCCUAUUACUCCACUGUUCAACACAAAGUAGCGAAAGUACGGUCAUUCGACCAUACUGCAAAGGUAUGUGGUGUCAAUAAACGUUGGAAAACUGUCAGUAACUAACGUUAGCUACAUAAGAGCUUGCGUCCAACGUGUAUUGUACUAUUUAAGCCAUUUACUCGGCAACAAUAACAUCAAAUGUCAGUGUUCCAUUGAGGGGCUAAAGUGAUUUGCUGCCCAAGUGCACUGCUAUGCAGUGUUAUUACAAUGUUUAGGCCUGGAGGACUCCUGCCAGAAGAGUUGGGCUUAUCUCUCAGCACACUGAACUGUUUCUUGUCUCAGGUCUCCAAUGGGCCAACCUGAUAAGUGUGUGAAUGUAGCUACGGAAAAGUAAACAAAUUAAGCUUGUAUUAGUUAGAGAGUAGCCAAUAUGUGAUUGCUUGAGUGUGGGGGUUGUGGUAGACAUAUAGGCUACUGAUUCAUGAUGUAGGGCUUCAAAAAGGUGUGUACCUUGGGACAGUGAAUGUGUAGACAUACAGGUCUUACUGAGCCCACUCAGGUUGCCCUGGUGGUCUCGGGUCUGCAGUGCUGGCCUGGUUCUUUAUCUGUGUGUCCCUCUUUACCAGGACACUGAGGAUGACCCCCUCUAUGAGAUCUCUAUGCAGGAGGAGAUCUUGGCUCGCCUUCACUUCAUCAAGUUUGAAAAUGCCUACAUCGAAACCUGCCUGGACUUUAUCAAAGACCACCUGGUCAACACUGACACCAAAGUCAUCAAAGCCACCGGUGGAGGGGCUCACAAGUUCAAAGAUCUCAUAGAGAAGAAACUGAAGCUCAGGUGAGAAAGGAAUAUAUUGUUUUGAGGUAUUUUGUUAAAAUCUAAAACAGCUUUAUUUUUAAAGACAUCUUGACCAGUAUAAGGUUGUGCUUAUUAUAAUGUAGCUGCUCUUCAUGUUUUGACUAGGGUGGACAAGGAGGAUGAAAUGACAUGCCUGAUCAAGGGCUGCAACUUUGUGCUGAGGAACAUCCCCCAUGAGGCUUUUGUCUAUGCCAAGCAUGCAGACUCUGAGUUCCGCUUCCAGAACACUCACCCUGACAUCUUCCCUUACCUGCUCAUCAACAUCGGCUCAGGGGUGUCCAUCAUCAAGGUACCAAUGCCUGACACAAAUCCAGAUCUGGUGUGACAUGUGGCCUAUGUACCAAUUCAUUCAACAAACAAUAUUUCUCUCCAAACAGGUGGAAUCGGAGGAUACAUUUGAGCGUGUUGGAGGAAGCUCCAUAGGUGGGGGUACAUUCUGGGGCCUUGGAGCUCUGCUCACAAAAACAAAGGUAAAACCCCUCCUCACCCCUAUGCUGACACUUCACGCAAUAGGCUUUUUAAAUAGUCAGGUUACCAAAUUAACUGAAAUGUAUAUUCUUAUUUUCUGUUGGUUCUUGACAAAUAUCUUUCCAGUUGACAUUACUGCAACUUUCAUUUUUAUUAUCUGGAGGAAUGCCCUCUGUACUUACAAGCUCUCGUUCUGAUUAGGGUUCAGGGGUUUUUCUGCAUAGAAAAGUAUUGGACUGGCCGCCUAUGUCCAAACAGCAUGACCAUUAUAUAGGUGCACCUUGUGCUGGGGACAAUAAAAGGCCACUCUAAAAUGUACAGUUUUGUCACACAGCACAAUGCCACAUAUGUCUCAACUUUUGAAGGACUGUGCAAUUGGCAGGAAUGUCCACCAGAGCUGUUGCCAGAUAAUUGAAUGUUCAUUUCUCUACCAUAAGCAGCCUCAAUGUCGUUUUAGAAUUUGGCCGUACGUCCUCCCGGCCUCACAACCGCAGACCACGUGUUACCAGACCAGCCCAGGACCUCCACAUCAGGCUUCUUCACUUGUCUGAGACCAGCCACCUGGACAGCUGAUGAAACUGUGGGCUUGCACAACCGAAUAAUUUCUGCUCAAACUGUCUCAUCUGUGUGCUCAUCAUUCUCACCAGGGUCUUGACCUGACUGCAGUUUCGCAUCAUAAACGACUUCAGUGGGAAAAUGUUCACCUUCGAUGGCCACUGGCACGAUGGAGAAGUUUCUUCACGGAUUAAUCACUAUUUCAACUGUGCCGGGAAGAUGACUGACAGCGUGUAUGGCAUCGUGUGGGCGAGCGGUUUGCUGAUGUCAAUAUUGUGAACAGUGUCCCAUGGUGGCGGUGGGGUUAUGGUAUGGGCAGGCAUAAGCUACGAACACAAUUUUAUUUUAUUGAUGGCAAUUUGAAUGCACAGAGAUAACGUAAUGAGGGGUCCCAUGUGACUCAGUUGGUAGAGCAUGGCGCUUGCAAUGCCAGGGUUGUGGGUUUGAUUCCCACGGGGGACCAGUAAGGAGAGAAAAAGUAUAAAAUGUAUGCACUCACUACUGUAAGUCGCUCUGGAUAUGAGCUUCUGCUAAAUGACUAAAAUGUGAUGAGAUGCUGAGGCCCAUUGUCGUGCCAUUCAUCCGCCGCCAUCACCUCAUGUUUCAGCAUGAAGGUGCAUGGCCCCGUGCCGCAAGGAUCUGUACACAAUUCCUGGAAGCUGAAAAUGUCCCAGUUCAUCCAUGGCCUGCAUACUAACCAGAUAUGUUACCUAUUGGGCAUGUUUGGGAUGCUCUGGAUCGACGUGUACGACAGCGUGUUCCAGUUCCCACCAACAUCCAGCAACUUCGCACAGCCAUUGAAGAGGAGUGGGUCAACAUUCCGCAGGCCACACUCAAUAGCCUGAUCAUCUCUAUGCGAAGGAGAUGUCACGCUGCAUGAGGCAAAUGGUCACCAGGAAAUAAAAUUAACGCCUGCCAAAUGCGGGUAGAUUUAGGUAUUGGCGGGUAAGAAUGUCUAUUUCACCAGCCACGUUGGCGGGUGGUCAAUUUGCUUGGCUCUACAGUGCGAGCAUUACAUUUGUGGAUAAAAAUAGUCAAAAGUCAAGUAUAUAAUCACGUUACAAAAAUGCUGCAGUAGCUGUUUUCAAAGUAUUUUUGCUGCUUUGUUUCAUAGCUGCUAAUUGCACAAAUAAAUAUUAAUCCUAUAUCCCACCUUGCGCAGCAAGACUGCCUGGCAGUAAAGUGCAGAUACUGUAGAUGCAAUUUUGGAGGCGCUGAGCACAGGCAUAAAAAUUGUUCUAAUUUACUCAAGUCUACAAAGUGAGACUUUGUCCCCUUGUUUCUUGUCUAUUUACAUUGUUUUGUUCACAAGCUCGGUUGUUUUUCAACUUUAGUUUGAGUCUGCUGCUUCAAUUAAUAGUCAGAUCCCAAAUCUCACACAGACACGUGACAGGACUUGAGUGGCCCCAUUACCACGGUAAUCUCCUGGCCUUAAAGGGGCAGCUGAACAUUUUAUCUCUGCUAUUUUGAUUAAAAGACUUGGGUCACAAAAAAUUAAAUUAAAUUAAAAAACAUACCACAUUAUAUUUUCUUUUUUUUAGGAACAUUACAAAGCAUGGUCAUCAUAAUAUUUAAAAAAAUCUGUGACCAACAGAUGCAUAUCUGUAUUCCCAGUCAUAUAAAUCCAUAGAUUAGGGCCUAAUGAAUUGAUUUCAAUUGACUGAUUUCCUUAUAGGAACUGUAACAGUAAAAUCUUUGAAAUUGUUGCAUUAAUAUUUUUGUUCAGUGUGUGUAUAUAUAUAUAUAUAUAUAUAUAUAUAUAUAUAUAUAUAUAUAUAUAUAUAUAUAUAUAUAUAAAUAAUAAUAUUUUUGAACAUUUUAGGGAAGGAAAAAUGUUUUCAGUGUAAACUUAAACAAGAUAUAAAGUAUGUAGAAAUGAUAAUGGACCUAUAUAUUUUUAAUUAAGAUCAUCUUUGAGAACUAAUAAUCACCAAAAAUAAAAGGUAGACAGUCAGGGAGAAAGAAUUGUAUUAUGUUUGAGUCACUCAAAUAGCAUAAGCCAUGGCCAAAUGUGUAGAAUUGCAGGAAAUACGUUUUGAAACAGCUAAAUUAGGAUAGGAUGAACUUUGGAAAAUUGUCUUCAACACACCGUAUUGCUGUAUACAAAAUACACUGUACAUUACACACUCAACAUGUACCAAACAUUUGGAACGCCUUCCUAAUAUUGAGUUGCACCCCCACUCCCCUUUUGCCCUCAGAACAUCAAUCAAUCAAAUGUAUUUAUAAAGCCCUUUUUACAUCUGCAGAUGUCACAAAGUGCUUGUACAGAAAGCCAGCCUAAAACCCCAAACAGCAAACAAUGCAGAUGUAGAAGCACAGUGGCUAGGAAAAACUCCCUAGAAAGGCAGGAACCUAGGAAGAAACCUAGAGAGGAACCAGGCUCUGAGGGGGGGGGUGGGCAGUCCUCUUCUGGCAGUGCCGGGUGGAGAUUAUAAGAGUACAUGGCCAUUAACACCAGAUCGUUCUUCAAGAUGUUCAUAGAUGACCAGCAGGGUCAAAUAAUAAUCACAGUGGUUGUAGAGGGUGCAACCGGUCAGCAUCUCAGGAGUAAAUGUCAGUUGGAUUUUGAUAGCCGAGCAUUGAGGUCGAGACGGAGAGAGAGACAAAAAACAGCAGGUCCGGGACAAGGUAGCACGUCCGGUGAACAGGUCAGGGUUCCAAAGCCACAGGCAAAACAGCAGAAACUGGAUCAGCAGCACGACCAGGUGGACUGGGGACGGGGACAGCCAGGAGUCAUCAGGCUAAGUGGUCCUGAGAGAGAGAGAGAGAGAGAGAGAGAGAGAAUACUUAAGUUCACACAGGACACCAGAUAAGACGGGAGAAUUUCACCAGACAGGACAGACUGACCCUAGCCCCCCCGGCACAUAGACUAUUGCAGCAUAGAUACUGGAGGCUGAGACAGGGGAGGUCGGGGUGACACUGGCUCUCUCCGACGAUACCCCCGGACAGGGCCAACCAGGCAGGGAUAUAACCCCACCAACUUUGCCAAACGCUCAGUCCCCACACCACUAGAGGGAUUUCAACAGACCUCCAACUUACUACCCUGAGACAAGGCUGAGUAUAGCCCACAAAGAUCUCCGAGACCGUGGGGGCACAAAACCGGACAGGAAAAUCACGUCAGUAACUCAGCCCACUCAAGUCAAGUAUUGCGGAAAAAGCCUUGAAGGGACGGCAUGGAAGAGCACUAGUAAGCAAGUGACUUCGCCCUAGUAAUAGGGUCAGAGGCAGAGAAUCCCAGUGGAGAGAGGGGAGCCGGCCAGGCAGAGACAAAAAGGGCGGUUCAUCACUCCAGUGCCUUGCCGUUCAUUUUCGCACCCCUGGGCCAGACUACACUCAAUCAUAGGACCUACUGAAGAGAUGAGUCUUCAGUAAAUACUUAAGGUCUAGACCGAGUCUGCGUCUCUCACAUGGAUAGGCAGACCAUUCCAUAAAAAUUGAAAGCCCUGCCUCCAGCUGUUUGCUUAGAACUUCUAGGGACAAUAAGGAGGCCUGCGUCUUGUGACGGUAGCGUACGUGUAGGUAUGUAUGGCAGGACCAAAUCGUGGAGCUAGGUAGGAGCAAGUCCAGCUAAUGCUUUGUAGUUUAGCAGAAAAACCUUCAAAUCAGCCCUAGCCUUAACAAGAGGCUAGCACUUGAGUAAUAUUAUCACAUUUUUUGGUUCUAAUCAAGAUUCUGGCAGCCGUAUUUAGCACUAACUGAAGUUUAUAUAGUGCUUUAUCCGGGUAGUGAAGCGUGAUUCAUCACUCCAGAGAACACGUUUCCAAUGCUCCAGUUCAAUGGCGGUGAGCUUUACACCACUCCAGCCGACGCUUGGCAUUGCACAUGCUGAUGUUCGGCUUAUGUGCGGCUGCUCGGCCAAGGAAACCCAUUUUCAUGAUGCUCCCGAUGAACAGUUAUUGUGCUGACAGUCACUGAGCUCUUCAGUAAGGCCAUUCUACUGCCAAUGCUUGUCUAUGGAGAUUGCAUGGCGGUGUGCUCGAUUUUAUACACCUGUCAGCAAUGGGUGUGCUGACAUAGCUGAAUCCACUAAUUUGAAGGGGUGUCCACAUACUUUUGUAUAUACAGUUGAAGUCGGAAGCUUACAUACACCUUAGCCAAAUACAUUUACAUUACAUUUUAGGCAUUUAGCAGACGCUCUUAUCCAGAGCGACUUACAGUUAGUGAAUACAUAUGUUUUUUUUAUUUUUUAUUUUUUAUACUGGCCCCCCGUGGGAAACGAACCCACAACCCUGGCGUUGCAAACGCCAUGCUCUAUCAACUGAGCUACAUCCCUGCCGGCCAUUCCCUCCCCUACACGACGCUGGGCCAAUUGUGCGCCGCCCAUGAGUCUCCCGGUCGCGGCCGGCUGCGACAGAGCCUGGAUUCGAACCAGGAUCUCUAGUGGCACAGUUAGCACUGCGAUGCAGUGCCUUAGACCACUGCUCAAAAAAAUAAAGGGAACACUUAAACAACACAAUGUAACUCAAAGUCAAUCACACUUCUGUGAAAUCAAACUGUCCACUUAGGAAGCAAGACUGAUUGACAAUAAAUUUCACAUGCUGUUGUGCAAAUGGAAUAGACAACAGGUGGACAUUAUAGGCAAUUAGCAAGACACCCCCAAUAAAGAAGUGGUUCUGCAGGUAGUGACCACAGACCACUUCUCAGUUCCUAUGCUUCCUGGCUGAUGUUUUGGUCACUUUUGAAUGCUGGCGGUGCUUUCACUCUAGUGGUAGCAUGAGACGGAGUCUACAACCCACACAAGUGGCUCAUGUAGUGCAGCUCAUCCAGGAUGGCACAUCAAUGCGAGCUGUGGCAAGAAGGUUUGCUGUGUCUGUCAGCGUAGUGUCCAGAGCAUGGAGGCGCUACCAGGAGACAGGCCAGUACAUCAGGAGACGUGGAGGAGGCCGUAGGAGGGCAACAACCUGGUGGAGGGUCCGUCAUGGUCUGGAGUGGUGUGUCACAGCAUCAUCGGACUGAGCUUGUUGUCAUUGCAGGCAAUCUCAACGCUGUGCGUUACAGGGAAGACAUCCAACUCCCUCAUGUGGUACCCUUCCUGCAGGCUCAUCCUGACAUGACCCUCCAGCAUGACAGUGCCACCAGCCAUACUGCUCGUUCUGUGCGUGAUUUCCUGCAAGACAGGAAUGUCAGUGUUCUGACAUGGCCAGCGAAGAGCCCGGAUCGCAAUCCCAUUUAGCACGUCUGGGACCUGUUGGAUCUGAGGGUGAGGGCUAGGGCCAUUUCCCCCCCCCCCCCAGAAAUGUCUGGGAACUUGCAGGUGCCUUGGUGGAAGAGUGGGGUAACAUCUCACAGCAAGAACUGGCAAAUCUGGUGCAGUCCAUGAGGAGGAGAUGCACUGCAGUACUUAAUGCAGCUGGUAGUCACACCAGAUACUGACUGUUACUUUUGAUUUUGACCCUCCCUUUGUACAGGGACACAUUAUUCAGUUUCUGUUAGUCACAUGUCUGUGGAACUUGUUCAGUUUAUGUCUGUUGUUGAAUCUUAUGUUCAUACAAAUAUUUACACAUGUUAAGUUUGAAAAUAAACGCAGUUGACAGUGAGAGGACGUUUCUUUUUUUGCUGAGUUUUAUAAGGUUGAUUUCCAACCUAUGAACACAAUCAUCAAUAUCAAUGGAGCCAAUCACAUUAUCACACUCGACAGAGAAGACCUUUAGGUGCCUUUUGGCAAACUCCAAGCAGGCUGGUGUGCCUUUUGCUGAGGAGUGGCUUCCGUCUGGCCACUACCAUAAAGGCCUGAUUGGUGGAGUGCUGCAGAGAUGGUUGUCCUUCUGGAAGAUUCUCCCAUCUCCACAGAGGAACUCUGGAGCUCUGUCAGAGGGACCAUCGGGUUCUUGGUCACCUCCCUGACCAAGGCCCUUCUCCCCUGAUUGCUCAGUUUGGCCGGGUGGCCAGCUCUAGGAAGAGUCUUGGUGGUUCCAAACUUCUUCCAUUUAAGAAUGAUGGAGGCCACUGUGUUCUUGGGUACCUUCAAUGCUGCAGAAAUGUUUUGGUACCCUUCCCCAGAUCUGUGCCUCGACACAAUCCUGUCACGGAGCUCUACGGACAAUUCUUUCGACCUCAUGGCAUGGUCUUUGCUCUGACAUGCACUGUCAACUGUGGGAACCUUACAUAGACAGGUGUGUGCCUUUCCAAAUCAUGUCCAAUCAAUUUAAAUUACCACAGAUGGACUCCAAUCAAGUUAUAUUAACAUCUCAAGGAUGAUCAAUUGUAACAGGAUUGCACCUGAGCUUAAUUUCGAGUCUCAUAGCAAAGGGUCUGAAUACUUAUGUAAAUAAGAUAUUUCAGUGUUUUAUUUUCUAUACAUUUGCAAAACAAUGUAACAAAAAAAACUUCGUAUUGUGUAUAGAUUGAGGAAAACAUUUCAUUUAAUAAAUGUUUGAAUAAGGCUGUAAUAUAACUGUGGAAAAAGUCAAGAGGUCUGAAUACUUUCCAAAUGCACUGUACAAUCUUGCGUAAAAAAAACAUUUAAUUAAUUUGCUUUGGUCAGCUCAUCUGGUGUGUACAAGGAUUUUUUUGCAGGGUUCAUGUUGGUGAUUGUGUCAAUAGGAGGGCCAACAGGAGGGCCUCUAAAACUUUCAGUUGGCAACUGCACCACUGGUCACGCCAAUCACCUAAGCCCAUUUUGAUCCAGAAAAAAACAUGGGGAUGUUACAAAUAGCUAGGCUAUCUGGGUGAAAGUGCUGUUUUUAAAACUACUGUAUUCCUAUGUCCUCCUGCUCUCACCUAGAGAUUUGAUGAACUACUUCAGUUGGCCUCGAAGGGGCAGCACACAAGCGUUGACAUGCUUGUCAAAGACAUCUACGGGGGAUCUUAUGGGUCCUUGGGCUUGACUGGGGACCUUAUAGCAAGCAGCUUUGGAAAAUCUGCUACUGCUGACAAAGGUAAAGAGAGAACAGAGCCCUUGCAGUACGUUUAUUCUUUGGCACCAUAACCUGUUUUUCAUUGCACUGUCUUCAGGAGUGGACUCCCUGGCAUGCGAGCUACCAGUGGAGGCUGGUGGGAGGAGCUAUAGGAGGAUGGGCUCAUUGUAGUUGCUGAAAUAGAUUUAAUGGAACGGAGUCAAACGUGGUUUCCAUAUGUUCGAUGCGUUUGAUACGUUCCAUUUAUUGUAUUCCAUUCCAGCCAUUACAAGGAGCCCAUCCUCCUAUAGCGCCUCCCACCAGCCUCCACUGCUAAAUACUGUAAUGUAGGCUACAUUCCUGUUGAGCACUAACUGAUUGAUUGACCUCUUACCCAGUUGCUGUGGCCUUGUCCCCUCUAGGCUGUGUGGUUACUGUUACUGUUGAGAAAUAGAUGAGGCAGACAGCCAUGGAGGCAAAGCAAGCCACUCAUUCACUCACUCUAUUAGAUCGUUUAUGUUUUUAAUGUAGUGCGAAAUAAUACCUGACACUAACUGUCAAUACAUAAACCAACACUUUACUUACUUACUUCAAUGGGAUCUGGGCUUGUUGUCUAGAGUGACUCCAUGUUUCUGGAGCUUCACUUGGCAGUAUGUUGACUUUUGUUUCCUCCUGAAUCAGAGUUCUCUAAAGAAGACAUGGCUAAGAGCCUGCUCCAUAUGAUCAGCAAUGACAUUGGGCAGCUGGCCUGCCUCUAUGCCCGGCUCCACAACUUGACCAGGGUCUACUUUGGGGGCUUCUUCAUCCGAGGACACCCUGUCACUAUGCACACCAUCACUUACAGUAUCAACUUCUUCACCAAGGCAAGCCCCCCCACCAAUGUACCUCCUUAGCAAGCAUUUCUUUCUCAAUCCAUGUUUUGCUCUCAGGUACAUUUGAUUGAGCUCAAUAUUUACCCCUGACAGAGCUGGAUCUGAUGUCAGCUGACUAAAAUCAGGGAUAUGUCCCUUGGGCCUAGUUCAGAGCUUGAAAACCAGCAAUCAAAUCUGCCUUGCAGUAUUUACACAGUAGCAUGGAAAUAUACCCUUUUUCCUGAGUUCAAAUGUAUUCAGAAUGUUUUUGGGUGCUGUUACACAGCAGGUAGACUCCAGUCACCUCACAGGUAAAUUAUUUCAAUUUUCAGAUGGAGACAUUUGUGUGGGCAGUUAAAAUAUAACACAUAAACAUUGAUAUGACAGUUUGAUUAUAUUGUGCCCAUAGGCUACUUUUAAAUGAUACAAUUUGUAAGUAUAAUGAGAGUUUAUUCCUUCUGACUGGAUAUGUAUAUUGUGUUUUUGCAGGGUGAAGUCCAGGCGCUCUUCCUGAGGCAUGAAGGCUAUCUGGGGACUAUUGGUGCCUUUCUCAAGGGAGCAGAGGAAGACAGUAAGUGGAGAUGCUUUCAAAUGUUUUCCUCUAUGGAAUUUCUUCAUGACAGAAAGUGGCACAGGCAGCCAUGGCUUAUUACACUCUAGGUUUGGUAAGCAUUUUCCUGUUGAUGGGAAGUUCUUUCUUUUGAGGCAUUGUCUCCCGAGUGGCGCAGUGGUCUAAGGCACUUCAUCGCAGUGCUAGCUGUGCCACUAGAGAUCCUGGUUCAAAUCCAGGCUCUGUCGUAGCCGGCCGCGACCGGGAGACCCAUGGGGCGGCGCACAAUUUGCCCAGCGUCGUCCAGGGUAGGGGAGGGAAUGGCCGGCAGGGAUGUAGCUCAGUUGGUAGAGCAUGGCGUUUGCAACGCCAGAGUUGUGGGUUCGAUUCCCACGGGGGGGCCAGUAUAAGAAAAAACGAUAUAUGCACUCACUAACUGUAAGUCGCUCUGGAUAAGAGCGUCUGCUAAAUGACUUAAAUGUAAAAUGAGUCUUAUUCACUGUUAUUAUAAUUGUCACUUGAUCUAGAUCCUAACCAGUACAGUUGGGGGGAGAACUAUGCUGGGAGCUCUGGCCUGAUGAGUACCUCUCCAGACCUGAACCCCAUGCAACGUGCACGCAGUGGAACUGUAAGUCCUUUGGAGAAGAAAAUAUGAAAAUAUUUAAGGUCAGCUUUUGACCACUAGGGUGCGCUCAUAACCCACUUGUUGCAAUUUAAUUUAGGUGACAUUUCAUUCACCAUUUGAGCUAUUUCCCCCACACCUCCCUAUUUUAUCUGAUUUCUGAGAUAAUUGUGUAUAUGAUGUUUUCUGUGGAAAUGUCACCACCGCUGUCCUUUUAAAAUCCACAGGCCUGGUGUGACAUCCUUCAUUUAUCAUUUCAAUCUAACAUUUGGUUGUUUUCAUCUCUUCUCUUCAUAUCCACCAUCUCUUACCUCUGUUUACCUACUGUAACCCUUUCCUUCAGUUUCCCGUAAGUACUUCCCCAUGCUCUCUGUGUAGUGGUUUGAUUUGGGCUAUAUAUUUCCUCAUGUUUCUGGCUUUGUAUCUCUACACCUGCCCCAACAUUCACAUUGGGUUAAAUAAGGUUUCAGGGAGACAGUUGUGGCAUUAACUGCUAUAUGCCAGCCUUUUACUUUCACAUCGUAUUACUUAAGAUCCUUUGAAGUGUUGCUUUAGGUAGUCACUGUUUUGAAUUGUGUUGUAACGUGUUAUAACCAACCUUCUACUUACCUGUGACACUGGAGAAUAGUAAUCAGGUCUGUUCACCUUAAACAUUGUGCUUGAUAGCAUUCUCACGGCACUGACUGGUGUGAGGAGUCAGUAUAGGCUACUUCUAAACUUUGAUACUUUGGUGUGUGUGUCUACUGCACAAGCAGUGUACUUGUCCCUGAAUGAUAUGGAGCUUGACACAUGCUAUUGUCAGCUCAGCUCACUGACCACUAGGUGGUGUAUUGAAAACAGAUAUUGGCAUUUUGCGAUGUUUGAAGGAGUCGGGUCGCUUUGGUUUCACUUUGAUAUGUGCAUGAGUGCGUUAGCCCAGCACUAUGUACAGUGCUUAGUGUGUCUCCUGUCCGGCUCCAGUUUGACAUGUUGGAGAUGGACCGUCUGGAGAGGCAGCUGGUGAACCUGCCCCUGCUGCAGGACCCUUCCUCCUACAUCCCAGACACAGUGGACCUCUCAGAGGACGCCCUCGCACGGGAGUACUGGCUCUACUGCUUUGAGGAGGCCCUGGAUGGGGUAAGAGGCAGAGCAUCUUCCACUUGUCUACUCAUCAAAACACACAUUGCAUUCAUUGACACAGCGAGUCUUCAUCCUUGUUGCUUUUAAAAUUGCUGAUCUGGGUGAUGUGCUUCGGACAGGUAGUAAAGAGAGCUGUGGCCAGCCAGCCUGAUCUUCCAGAGGCUGCUGAACGAGCAGAGAAGUUCCGGCACAAGUACCUGCAUAAGCUGCAGACCCUCCGCCACCAGCCUUUGUAAGGGGAGCCCCAGCAUCUAAAUGCCACAGCUGCAGAUCGUUUUCAAAGGCUGUAGACUACUAGAGCUGUUUCUUGAUCAUUUAUGUAGAUGCAUAUCUCUGAAGGCCUCCUAGUAGUGGAUGAGAUUGACUCUUGUACAUGAUGAAGUCUCACUGUUCCCUCUGCAAUCUGUAUGUGUUUCUGUCUGCUAAUGUAGAGUACUUCUCUUCUCACCUCUAGUGCUUAUGGAUCCCUCACUGUCAGAAGUCUGUUAGACACAAGAGAACACUGUUUAAACGAGUUCAACUUCCCUGACCCCUACUCUAAGGUUUGACUGGAUUCUAUAGCUCUUUUCUAUAGCUCUCUUUUUCUCUGUUCACGGUUCUCAAUAGUGCUUCUCUUUUUCUGGUCUUGAUUUACCUUAAAGGCUGAGUCAUCUGAUGAUGAAGCUUACAUGUGUGGUCUUGGGUGCAUUUUAAUGUCGUUUCAUGUCCACUUGCCUUGAUUAGUGUCUGUGUCUUUAUAUGAUUUGCUAAUGUGGUAGAUUAGCUGUGAGAAGUGGGAGGAGGCUUCUGUGUCUCAGUUUUGUCUUCAUCUCUCCCACAGAUCAAGCAGAGGGAGAACGACAUGGCCCUCAAGUACUUCCAGAAGGCAGUCAAAUCCCUGGAGGAGCUGAGCUGGGAGCAGAGGCAGUUUGCCCUGGUCAGGGGCCUCCUGGCUGGGAAUGUCUUCGACUGGGGAGCCAAGGCUGUUUCAGAGUGAGUCUUAAUGAGUCUGUACUCCUAAAGUUUGGACUAUGAAGGAUUAUUAUGACAAAAAUUCUGGCUAUAUAUAUAUUUCUUUCUUUCUUUUCUUGAGAAUACAUGGCAAUUUUGGAUGAACAAAGACUGUCGCUCAUGCUCACAUUUUCACUUAGUGUUCUGGAGUCUGAUCCGGAGUUUGGCUUUGAACAGGCGAAACGGCAGUUGGAAGGUAUGAAAGCCCUUGUUGACUGGGAAAACAUUUGGAUAGCUGUUUAAAUGGAUCCAACAUUUUAUACUGCUGCUGUAACCUAUGUAGGCUACAUAAUGACAGUCCCAUUUUCUCCAUAGAGCGGCCGUGGCUUGUCGAUGCCUAUGACCAAUGGCUCGAGAGACUGAAGGUAAGAAUUGAAACUAUGUUUCCUGAAGUUAGUGUUUCAAUUUUGUGAUUAUAUUAGCUGUAUUCUGAUUAUGGACCACAUCCUAACUUCAGGUCCACAGAAGUUCUAUGCCUGGAUCUCAAUUUAGGAUUUGUCCCAAAGAUGUGUAUGACUUGAUGCUUUGGAACAGUAAUUGAAUACCAUGCCUACUGGCUUUCUUUUGCAGGGCCCACCUCAUAAGUGUGCAUUAUUUUUCGUAGAUAAUAGUGGAAUAGACAUCAUACUGGGAGUGUUCCCAUUUGUCAGAGAGCUUCUCUGCAGGGGAACAGAGGUAAGGAACCACACCUUCCGUCCCCUAAUAUCUUGAAAUGCUGUCACCUUCACCACCCCUUCAAAUACACACUGCGUUUAAUAAAACAAGAUGACCGCAGCCAGAUUAAAUUUGUUCCACUUUAUGAUAUUUUCGGUCUUUGACACCCUGCGUUUGCUGUUUUCCAGGUAGUCCUUGCCAGCAACUCAAGCCCAGCUCUGAAUGAUGUGACAAACAAUGAGCUGCAGAUAUUGACUGAAAGAAUAGCUGCAAUGGAUUCAGUCAUACAGUGAGUAUUUUAGCACUGCAUUUGUGACUGGAUUAUGGAUCCAUGGUCCUUUUCCACCAUUUCAAUGUCAUUUCAUGUGUUUUUCAGGUCUGCUGUGAAGGAGGACAGGUUGAAGCUAGUCCAGAGUGGCUCCAGCUCUCCUUGCUUAGACUUAAGGUUUGUUUUAUUUCCUAUGCAUUAAUUAUAUUUCAACAUAACAUAUCUGUGUUAACUGUUUAAAAACAACCUUACUGCAAGAAUGUCCACCAGAGCUGUUGCCAGAGAAUGUAAUGUUAAUUUCUCUACCAUAAGCCACCUCCAGCGUCGUUUUAGAGAAUUUCGCAGUAUGUCCAACCGGCCUCACAACCGCAGACCACAUGUAACCACGCCAGCCCAGACCUCCACAUCAGGCUUCUUCUUCACCUGCGGGAUCGUCUGAGACGAGCCACCCGGACAGCUGUUGAAACUGAGUUUGCACAACCGAACAAUUUCUGCACAAACUGUCAGAAACCGUCGUCUUGCUCGUCGUCUUGACCUGACUCCAGUUUCGGCGUCGUUACCAACUUCAGUGGGCAAAGGCUCAACUUCGAUGGCCGCUGGCACGCUGGAGAAGUGUGCUCUUCACAGAUGAAUCCCGGUUUCAACAGUACCGGGCAGAUGGUGUCGUGUGGGUGAGCAGUUUGCUGAUAACAUUAUGAACAGAGUGCCCAAUGGUGGCAGUGGGGUUAUGGUAUGGGCAGGCAUAAGCUACGGACAACAAACACAAUUGCAUUUUAUUGAUGGCAAUUUGAAUGCACAGAGAUACCGAGAUGAGAUCCUGAGGCCCAUUGUCGUGUCAUUCAUCCGCCGCAAUCACCUCAUGUUUCAGCAUGAUAAUGCACGGCCCCAUGUCGCAAGGAUCUGUACACAAUUCCUGGAAGCUGAAAAUGUCAGUUUUUCCAUGGCCUGCACACUCACCAGACACGUCACCCAUUGAGCAUGUUUGGGAUGCUCUGGAUCGACAUGUAUGACAGCGUGUUCCAGUUCCCACCUAUAUCCAGCAACUUCGCACAGCCAUUGAAGAGGAGUGGGACAACAUUCCACAGGCCACAAUCAAUAGCCUGAUAAACUCUAUGUGAAGGAGAUGUCGUGCUGCAUGAGGCAAAUGGUGGUCACACCAGAUACUGACUGGUUUUCUGAUCCACGCACCUACCUUUUUUAAAGAUAUCUGUGGCCAACAGAUGCAUAUCUGUAUAUUCCCAGUCAUGUGAAAUCCAUAGAUUAGGGUCUAAUGUAUUUCAAUUGACUGAUUUCCUUAUAUGAACUGUAACUCAGUAAAAUCUUUGCAAUUGUUGCAUGUUACAUUUAUAUUUUUGUUCAGUGUAGUUUCUUAAGUAAUUUAUUAUAAUUUACAUGUUUAAGGUUAUUCUUGUAAAUGUGUUAAUUUCUCUCUCCACCUCAGCCGUCUGGACAAGGUGUUGGCUGGGGUUGUGCGGGAGCGCCACACAGACCUGGUGAUCAUCGAAGGUAUGGGCCGGGCCAUCCACACCAACUACUACGCCAUGUUGAGCUGUGAGAGCCUCAAGAUGGCCGUCAUCAAGAACUCCUGGCUGGCUGACCGGCUAGGAGGCAAGCUAUUCAGUGUGGUCUUCAAAUAUGAGGUGCCACCAGGCCACAAACCCACCACCCUGGAUCAUGUUCCAGUGACGCCUUCAUGA
Molecule: messenger RNA, 15945 nt
Organism: Coregonus sp. 'balchen'
Lineage: Eukaryota; Metazoa; Chordata; Actinopteri; Salmoniformes; Salmonidae
Source: the annotation of a GenBank genome assembly